Penicillium soppii is the source of this 720-nucleotide messenger RNA. RefSeq lists its product as uncharacterized. The coding region runs from base 1 to 720 and encodes 239 amino acids. Lineage: Eukaryota; Fungi; Ascomycota; Eurotiomycetes; Eurotiales; Aspergillaceae. The record is from RefSeq and is a predicted model, not a curated record. The transcript has a single exon.
AUGAGCAUUCCGGAAGUCGAACCCCGCUUCUCGCAGCUCUUCACCGAGCUAGAGAACCGCUUCAAGACAACCACGCUGGGCACCGACAAAUGGUACAUUCUGGCCAUUUCCACAUUAGUCGCAUCCCCGGACCCAGAGCGUGCAGACCAGCUCUACCUACACCUCACCAAGCAAGCCGACUACGCGACCUCUGCAGCGCGCCAGGCCCUAAUCCGGCGGCUGCGCGAAGCACUCGUCAAGUCCGUGCCGAUUAUCGGCGUGUGCAAGCCCAUUGAGGCGAUUCUUGCGAUUAGCGAGGUCGAGCGCGACGAGGAUAAAGAUUACUCGUUCACGCGUGAGGGCUGGCAGUGCGACCAGGCUAACCAUGAGCGGGGCACUGGGUGGUUGCAGAAGCUGUAUGCGCGUAAUACGACCGGAACGCUGGAUUUGUUUGAUGCGCAUAAGGAUUUCUCGUGGUUGUCCCAGGAGAUUACUUAUGGGUUGUUCUUGUCGGAUCGUCAGGUGCUUGACGACCUGGAUACGCAGAUGGUUGUUUUUCCCGCGAUUAUGAGUCAAAAUUUGCCCAAGGAGACGCAUUGGCAUAUCCGGGGCACUAGGCGGAUUGGGGUUUCUAAGGAGGACGUUGAGGUUGUUUGGGAUUGUGUGCAGCUUGUUGCAAAGUUUUUCGAUGUUAAGCUUCAUAAGGUGCCGACUGUUCAGCAGGUUGAGUAUGAUGUUUAG